This is a messenger RNA of Paramuricea clavata, 15074 nucleotides long. The record is from the annotation of a GenBank genome assembly. NCBI's taxonomy places the organism in Eukaryota, Metazoa, Cnidaria, Anthozoa, Malacalcyonacea, Plexauridae.
AUGAAAAUUCCUCCAAGGUGGUUAAAUUGUCCUAGGAAAAGUAAUCUGAUUGCAGGUAUCUGUGUUUUUUUAGUUUUCUCAUGAGCUGUAGUAAAUUUGUGUCGUGUCAUCAAAUUUUGUAUAAUUAAGUACUGUACGAGUACGUAAUAAUGUGUCACGACAUUAAUAUAUGUACCCUAUGUAUACUAUUAAUAAUAUGUUAGUAUAAGUAUAAAUUUUGAACAUGACAAUGCUGUUCGAUAAUCAAAUAUGUGCCCUUUAUAUGUUCAAAAUUUAUGUUUAUACUAAUAUAUUUAAUAGUUUCACUUUUAUAAUUAAUCCAUUUAUGCCCUGGGUAUUUCCAUGUAAACUCAAUGCCGGAGAUACGCCAGCAUUUGCACUUGAUCACGCCAGUAUAUCAAUACUUUGCGGGGCAGCCGGGGCAAAACCCAUGUCAAAAUAGACAAUCCUAUAUGCUUGUAAAGAUUGUAAAGUAGAUCUUGUACCAAUAUGCCAACUACUUUGAGUAAUCUCACACCAAAUCACCAACAAUAUUAUAGGGGAGCAUGCCCUGACAACUCGACUUGAUAAACCUAAAAUCCUAGUUUUAAAGGGCCUGAUGUCCAAUUUCUUCAGAAAAUUUAUGAAAUUCCGUACAAAACGGCCGCCAUUUUGGUUUUUGCAAGCAGUGUUUCCACUUUUUAAAACUGGAAUUUCCUUGAAAUUUUCAAGAAUGAAAUUUGUGAAUCAAUUUUUUCCUCCCUAAAUAUUUGAACCCUGACGUUGUUUUGUUUAGAUCGAUUUCUUGCAUUUAAAACAUUCCUGGAUGGUCGUUAUGACGAUGACGUGCCAGAAGCAAACAGAUGGCAAUUGUCGAUGCUGUUAGGUUACCUCAAUCGAUAUAAGGUAUUUACUAAAGUCAUAUUUUGAUGCCUUGCCUUGCUUAUAUUUUUAUGUAGUGAUUGACCGAUAAUCGGCAUCGGCUAAUUUUUGCAUUAUUGGUGAACAAUAUCGGAAUCGGUAGAAGUAUCUAUAUUUCCGAUUGUUUAAUUUACAGAUUGUUGAGAAAAUACACACUUUAAAAAUUAUAUGGCAAAAGUUUUAAAAGUUCCCAUGCAAGAAAGUUUUGUUUUAUUCAAAUGAGUUACAGACUUACAGUACAGUGUAUAUCAUUCUAUUUUUCUGUCAUUCACUACAGAAAACCCUUGGUUUGGUUAUUGAUUUAACAAACACUGAUCGAUUUUAUGACAAGAAUGAGCUGGAAGAAGCUGGUAUUCAAUACAUGAAAUUAAACUGCAAAGGGUAAGCUACUUUACAGUAUUGUAAUUGUUGGCCAUGGUUGGCUCAUUAACCCAUUAAGCACCAGUGAGUGCUUUCCCCUUGAUGAGUAAAAUCAUCUGGCAUUAUAGUAAAAUAAUAAAGUGGGGUGCAUCAGGCCGCAAUGUGACUCGAUAUGUUAACUAGACACAUUAGCAGAUAGGCCAUGCAGUUAACCCAAGGGCAUGCAGUGCUCUCUAGCUCCUUGAUGAGUAAAAUCAUCUGGCAUCAGACAGAGUAAACUAAUAAAGUAGGGCGCAUCAGAGCACAAUGUGACUUAAUGGGCCAUUACAGAAAACAUCCAUACCACCCCCACAGAGGAAAUAGGAAGUUACCCCCCUACCCCCUUCAGAUGUCCAAAUACAUUUACUAUUAUCAGAAACAAUUUUGUCUCCCCUCCCCCUCCGGACGGCAGAAAUUUUCUCUGUGGGGGGGAGUAUGGAUCUUUUCUGGAACGACCCAAUGGGUUAACCCAUUAAGUCGCAUUGUAGAUGCUUUGUCGCUUGUUUUAUUGUAAUAAAUGUCACUGUCACAUUUAAAGGUGAUCUACAGUCCGAUCUGCGCAUGUGCACAAAUGAGCCCACUUUUUAUGAUACAAACAGUUUAACUAUGUUUUGAGUUCUUGAAAAGCCCGAUUGUUGUUUCUUGAUCAUUUAAUUAUACUCUAGAAGGUUGAAAAUAUAAAUAGUUGUCGAAUAAAGCUCAAUAUUUUGGACACAAAGAUGUAAACAAAGGCUUUGUUUACAUACGGACUGUAGAUCACCUUUAACCUAUUUAAAGAACAAGUUGCAAUUUGUUGCUUUUUUCCAGUUGUUGUUUGUUGCUCUUUUUAGAUAGUUUGUCAUAUCUUUCAGUGGUGUAACUUUACUUUUUUGACCACUUGCCCUCAGGGCAAGUUGGACAUGAAAGUUAGUUGCCCGGAAUAAAAUUCACUUGCCAUCUGACAAUGGCCACUCGGGUAUAAUUAAGGGGACAACAUGUCGGCCUGUUCUCCCACUGCUCGAUAUAUGGCUACUGUAGUGUUAUGUACUGCCUCAGAUCUAGCUUUGGCCCACAAAACAAAAUUUGAAUCAAGUACAUGCACUAUAAAGAAUGUAUAUCCGACAAUGAAAACUUAAAGAUUCCCAGCUUUUUGUGGCAAGGCAACUUGCCCAAUCGGGCAAGCAAGAUAAAACGUUUACUUGCCGGUCAUGAUAUUCACUUGCCCCGGGCAAGCAUACAGGCAAGUAUUAAGUUACACCUCUGUCUUUUUAAGGAAUGUCGCCUGUUGGUCAUAACCCCCUGUUGGGCCUCUUUUGCUUGUCAAAACGAGAGCACUAGCUGGUUUUCAAAGGUUUAUAUAAUUAAAAUAAAGUUAACAGCCGAUGAAAAUAUUAGAUCUUCUUCUGUUUUUGUAGCCGUGGUGAAGCACCCACAGAAGAACAGGCAUUUGAUUUUAUCAGAGCAUGUUCAAAAUUUUGGAACGAUUAUCCUGGAAAAAUCAUAGGUACAUUGUUGUUAUCAACUUGUUAAAUAUAGAAAAAAUUAUAAAGCAAAUUUGUUAUAUGUAUUUUAGGCGUUCAUUGCACACAUGGUUUUAAUCGGACUGGAUUUUUAAUUAUUUCAUAUCUUGUUCAAGUUUUUGAAUGGAGGUAAAUAUUUAUGUAUGAUUAACAUACAAAUUAAUAAAUUUAAAAAUUAACUAAUUUUUUUUAAAUAAUUAUUUAGUCAAUAAAUUCAUUUUUUUUUCAAUUUGUUUAUUUCAGUUUAGAAGCUGCUUAUCAAGCUUUCAUUCAGGUACUUUUUUUCAGUACAAGCUUUCAUUCAGGUACACUAAAUUUUGAUCUAGGCAAGAAGAACAAAAUCCAUCACCACAGCUAGAAAGAGCAUGUUAAAAUUAGUAAAAUUGCAAAGUUUAGCCGCGAAAUGUUGUAAAAUGCGGAAAAUAUAGCCCUGCGAAAUUUGCAAGCGCGGAAAUACCCAUGUAUUUUUCUGUUUAUUAUAUUCAAAACAAAAUUCAGUGAAAAACAAUAUAAACAAAAUUCAGUGAAAAACAAUAAAACGUCCGUGGCAAUGCCUUUUACAACAAAUGAUAUUUUCACACGUAAAAAUAUCGUAUUUUUUACGUGUGUUUAAAUACGAUUUUUCUCAGUGGCCAAAAACUCUUCUAUAUAACACUUAUGUUUAUAUAAUAAUAAUUUGUAUUACGCACGGGAAAAUGCACCACAUUCGGCCCUAUCACGCAUGCUUAAUUCGUACAAUUGUACCUAAUUUCCAUGUUGUUAUUUUACGUUUUUUACAACAACAAUAUGAGCUCAAACUGCGUUUUAUUAAACUUUCAAAUUCCGCGUGCAAGCUAUUUUUAAUGCUGCUAAAAAAGACACCCCCCUGCUCUGGAAAAUUUAUCUUCACGAAAAUAUUUUGUUUAUUCUACAUUAUAAGUACCCAAACAAUCUAUAUUUAUCAAAAAAUUCAUGAGAUUAACGGAUUUAUGAAAUUGAGAGCCGUUUCAAAAUUGUCUAUUUUUUUUUACACAUCCUGUUGUCUGCGGAACCCAGACGCCAUUUCCUGUAAUUGUUUGUUGUGUGUUUCUCAGAGUCGAACACCGGGUAUCUACAAGCAACAUUAUCUCGACGACUUAUGUAAGCGUUAUGACGAGGGCGAAAACCUGCAUGCACCCGAAUUGCCUGAGUGGUGCCUGGAAGAAGACGAGGGGAGCGAUAACGAGGCCGAGAAUGGUGGUCACGAAGAUGGCGAUGGUAGCAGAUCUGACGGAAGUCGGAAAAGACCUCGAAGAGAAUUUAAAACUGGCGUAAGUUUAAUUUAAGAAUUGUCUGAAUUGUCUUGUUCAAGACCAAAAGUCUUUUUGGUGUUCCUCUCAAAAUUACUUUGUUGUAGCUUUAUUUUGUAGUUAGCAACCUUUUUAAAUGUAAUUAGGAAUUCUAUUCAUUAAGUAAUUUUGCAUGCGUAAUUAAGAUAUUUGAUGAAAACACUAGUGACUUUUCAUCAAGUUUCACCGGGUUAUCCAAAUGGCAUCUUGUGAUCAAAUAGGUGAUUAUCAUUGGCUGAAUUUCUCAUGAAUUAUUAAUGAAUUUGAAAAGUAACAGUGAAUUCUUCUCUACAGUAACUCAGUUGGUAAAACAUUAAAUCUGUUUGCUUACAGGAAGCGAAAUUCAUGGACGGUAUUUCAGGGAUAACCGUUGCCCCUCAACCGACAUUUGGCGACAUUCAACGUGCUGUUCAGGAUAUCUGUGGAUGGGACAGGUAACAUCAGAUGCUAACAGCUGAUUUUUCGUUUUGUAUAUACAGUGUUGUCAAAAGAGCAAAACGCAUUUGUAUAUAUAGGUAAUAAAAUGUGGUUUCAAGUGCAUUUUUGAAAAAAACCUGCACAAGGUUUUUGAAGACAAUUAAAAUUUCACGAGUGAAAAUGAAAAAAUUGGAGAAGCAAAUUCAUAGUUACUUGCUUGUAUGAAACGAAAUAACUAAGUUAUUUUCUUACUCGUUUGAAUAAUACAGCAACUAUAAUCAAGUUUGCGACUGUCUGGGGCUUAUAAAUCACAGUGGACAUUUCUGAGCUCAUCUAGUUAGUUUACAUAGCAUUUUGUUUAGCUAGGUAAUCGAGUCGUUCAGUGCAAAUCAACCUUAUGGCAUUUAUUUUUUGUAUAUCUGAUAGAGGUGGUUUUCCAGGCAGUCAACCCGUGUCAAUGGACGUCAGUAAUAUUAGGUUUCUACAUGAUAAACUUUAUCGUGUCACUUGGAAGGCUGACGGAGUCAGGUAACUCAUUUGACUUUGACCUCCUGUUCAAUAAGUUAUUGCAUGCACACAAAAAAUUGCCAACGAUAUUGUAAGAAGGCUGCUUUGCAUGCACCAUUACUUAAAAUUUCUGUGAUCACAGUAGAAAUUUUGCACAGAUAAAUUCUGAAACGUUUUCAUGGAUUUGUAAAAAGUUCCGCUGUGUUUAGUUUUUGAGAUGUGAAUUAAUGUUUCAGAUAUUUGAUGUACAUCAAGGGACGUCAUGAGAUAUAUUUGAUAGAUAGGGAUAAUGCUGUAUUCGAAGCACCUCAACUCACGUUCCCACAGAGGAAAUCCCCACAUGCUCACGUUGAAGACACUUUGCUUGAUGGGGUAAGUUUAUAGGAACAAAACAAUGUACUGUCCAGUGCUUGCCCCGACCUGAAGACAAGCUAGAACCACUGAAUAAAAGCUCGUAUCAGGCAAGCAUAGGGCGAACAUUUAAUCCCUUUCUGCUUUUAAAAUUUAACGAGAAGUCAUUCUGUUGUGCCUUGUUUAGGAAUUGGUGAUGGACAAGAACGAAGAUAAAUUGACGCCAAGAUAUCUUAUUUAUGAUAUAGUUCGCUUUCAGGUAACCAAGACGAAGCAAUUUUGUAAAUUUGGUACAAAUCCUAUAUUUUAGACAUGUCAUUAUCGAGGUAACUUAUUACUAUAUGUUUAUCGCGUGUGUGUAGAAAGUCAAUUUGAAAAUGGAUUUGAAAUUCUGCAACUUUUUAACAUUUUAUAUGAUUCAGUAGCAGAAAUAAUUACAUGAUUAUAGUUCCUGCAUUCUGCAAAACAUUAUAAAGCAGUUGCAGCCAUUUGCCUGGCCACACCUAGAGAAAUUUGCACUCCCUCCCAGAAAUUUAAAUGCUCAUUGGAUUAAAUGACAGUUGUGUGAUUGAAAUAAGAUUUUGAAGUAAACCAAUAAUCUCAAAAUUUCUCAGGUCUUCGCCCCCUCACCCCCAACUUUGUCCACAUUAGUGACUCUACCCCCAGGGUAGGCCCCGCUCCCUCACUUCUCCCUCCCCCGAAUUUUCGCCCCUCCUCCCGAGAAAAAUCUGAAAAUCCGUGUAUGCUUUAAAAUGUUCCAGGGUCACGCGCUUGGCAAAAUGUCUCAUGACGUAAGGACGAGGUGUAUCGAUGUAGAUAUAGUUCAGCCAAGAAAUAAAGCUUUCCAAGCAGGAGCUUUCGACAAGAGCAAAGAGCCCUUCAGUAUUCGUGGCAAGCAAUUUUUCUCUAUAGAAAAAUCUAAGUGGGUUAGUAACGUAUGCCUGGAAUUUGCUUUCUAUAUUGGUACUGUCAGUUGAGACUAGUAUCUGAGUGUACUCCCCAGACCUCCAGUAACGCAAAAAAGUAUUCGGUUUCUCGUCGGCGCACGCGUCAUCUUUGACUAUGCGCGUCGACUUUUUUUUAUGAAAAACGCUAAUCAAGGAAAUUCUUGGAAUUUUUUUAAAUUUCUUGGAAAUUUUUUUGAAAUUUCUCGGAAAUCUCUUUUAAAUUUCUUGGAAAUUAUUUUUGAAAUUGUCUUCCCUGUUCAAGGAAAUCUACUGAAAUUUUUAAACGAAAAUACUUAUGUUGCAUGUUUGUGAAUGAACAUUAGUACCGAAAUGUUUUGGCAUGAUUUUUGUGUGAGAAUUUAUAAAGCACAGUCUUGUGAUAUUUCACAUUUGAUACAUUUCUAUUAUUUUAUACUCUUGAACAUUUAAUAUUAUUCUAUAGUAUAGUAUAGUAUAGUAUAGUAUAGUAUAGUAUAGUAUAGUAUAGUAUAGUAUAGUAUAGUAUAGUUCUCAUUUUAUUCUAUGGUGACAUUUUAGACAUCAAGCAUGCAGUAAAAAUCAAUGUAUGCACUUGUACAGAAACUAGAAAUAUACUCGCCAUUUCUGUCCCAUUGAAAAACUGACCAAAGACAGAAUACUUUUUUGGCCUAAGAAUCACUCCUUUUUGUUCCAGUAUUACUACAGGAGGAAACCUAAACUAAGCUAACCAACAAUGUGUCUAGCUAACGAUCUAAAAUAUUUCGUAUUUGUUACCAUUCUUUCAGAUUCUCAAAGAAUUUUCGCCUGCACUAACCCACGAGACGGAUGGUUUGGUAUUCAAUGCAGUCGACGAGGUAACCUGCAAGUUUUUCUGCUCUUCGAGCCCAAUAGGCAAUUCCAGCUGUAGACUAAAUUUUGAUCUAGGCAAGAAGAACAAAAUCCAUCAUCACAGCUAGAAAGAGCAUGUUAAAAUUAGUAAAAUUGCAAAGUUUGGUGGCGAAAUGUUGUACAAUGACGAAAAUAUAUAGCCCUACGAAAUUUGCAAAUUUGUAUUUAUUUGUAUUACGCACAGGAAAAAUAACCAUUUUUGAUCCGAAGUGGUUAUUUUUACCGCACGCAAUUGACGAAAGUAUACAAAAUUUGCGAACUUCACAUGGCUAUAUUUUCCGCAUUUUACAAGGGCUAUAUUUUCCGCAUUUCGCAACCAAACUUUGCAAUUUUACAAAUUUUAACAUGCUCUUUCUAGCUGUGGUGAUGGAUUUUGUUCUUCUUGCCUAGAUCAAAAUUUAGUCACCUAUAGCUGGAAUUGCCUAUUGGCCAAACAAAAAAAGAAUAAAUCUGUAUGUAUUAUUCAGUUGGAGGCUGAAAUAUUCUUUCUUUCAGGGGUACAUCCCUGGCGCGUGUCCAGGACUGUUAAAAUGGAAACCUCACACACUGAACUCAGUCGAUUUUCAACUCCAUAUCACAACGGUUCAACAGGAAGGGUAAGAUUGCUGUAAUGCUUCAGGGAAACACCCUGGUUAAUUUUUUUUUAAAUUUUUUUAUUAACUUUACAAUCAUAUUAUAUAAAAAAAAUACACACACAGCUAUUAUAGAAGAACUAUAAUCUAGAAUCCCAUACUAAGUCCAUCCAUCUAACACUAAAUCACGACAUAUUACGGACUACACAUUGGACAACGUAAUACUGAUUUUACAGGCCUUUACACUAUAUAAAACAUGCAAGAAUAAAUACUACACUACUGUGAAAUUAUUUGCGAGGUUCAGAUUUGACCCACCAACUCCACUAGUUAGAAACCACGAACCACUUACAUGCAUGCAAACCAGGUCAGCGCGAGGUAGUGAUAGCGGUAAUGGAAGUCAAAAGUGACUCCAGCCAUUUUACACCAGACUUUAGUCCUAACAUGCAACACGUAUUUUACAAUAUAAACAUGCAAGAAUAAAUACUACACUAAAUUAUUCGCAAGGUUCAGAUUUGACCCCCACCAGCACCACUAGUUGGAUUUCAUGGUUAAUCUAAAAUUAACACUCUUUGGAUAACUUAUGUUCAUGGUUAAAUUUCCUGGGAUAUUUAACCACAGUCCUGGUUGAAUUAACCAGGAAAUUACCCCAAACAAACAGUGUUCAUUUUAAAUUAACUAGGGUGCUCUUAGACAGUGUAUAAUUUUAUAUUGAUCAAAAUGUGAUGAAGCAACGUUCUCUGAGUGAUCUUUAGAUUGCUUUCUCCUGUUGUGUUUUUGUUUUUGCCUUUUUUUGUGUUGUCUUGAAUGGAAAUGUUUUCUGCAGUUGCUUGAAAGAGAGGGUCGGAGCAUUACGAGUUGGAGGUUACGACCAACCUGUGGGAUUUAUAAAAGUAAGUCUGUAUGAUGUAGGCACUUAUAUUAUCCUGUUCACAUGUUUUCUUGCAAGAGUAACAUACAAUUUAUUUUGUAACUGCAGUUGGGAGUCACUUAUAAUAACACUUGUAGAGCAGGCAAAUUGAACAUAUUUUAAUUCAAUUUAUUUACCACAAAAAAACAAGACCGCCGCAUUUAAUGAAAAUAAUUAACAUUAUUUUCUCACUCUGAUAUAAGCUGAUUGACCAGAUUAGCUUGAAAUUCCCAUUUAUACAAGAAUCCUUUAACUAAGUAAAACCCACGUAUGAAAUAGAAUUGUAAGUAUAUGUCACUAGUUUAUGACCGACAUAUGCCUAUCAAAAAAUUCUUGCAAUUUUUGUCCUACACUUUGUCUAGAUAACUAAUGAGUUGAAAAAACUGGACAAGAAAAUCAUUGAAUGUACAUACGACGGUAAAAAUUGGGUGUUCAUGAGACAUCGAGAAGAUAAGAGUUAUCCAAAUAGCUACGCGACUGCUCAAAGUAAGCUCAUUAUAAUUUAUAACUAGCGGAUUAGGUUAUGUAUCAGAGACUGUUUUUUGACCGAAGUCUGGAUUUAUGCCAUAAAGUCUAUUGCAUUCGCAAUUUGUAAUUUGCAAUUUACUACAAAAGAUUACGGUCAAACAUAUGUCAAAUAACAGAUUUCUUUUUAAAUACAGUCCAUUAUACUGUAAUUUUUACUUGCUGUAAAAAUAACAGUACAUUAUUCUGUAAAAAAACCAGAUAUUUUUAAUAGUGUAUAAAUUACAAUAGGCCUCCUCAUAUUUGCGUAAAGACGCUAGCCUGGAGUGUCGCGACGUUGCCGCGUCGUGUAUGUAAUUCGAUCACAUGGUUUUACCAUACUACUAUACCAUUAUACCACUAUACCAUUAUACCACUAUACCAUUAUGCCAUUAUGUCAUUUAUGCCACUGUACCAUUAUACCAUUUAUGUCACUAUACCAUUAUACCAUUUAUACCACUAUACCAUUAUACCACUAUACCAAUUUUUCAAUAGUUUUCAGUUCUUGAAAUAGUCUGACCAAAGACAAUUUGUUGAUGUGUAGACUAUAGACAUGUUUCCACUCGUUAGCUUUCCUUACAAAUAUCACUGUUUCAAAUGAAAUAGUUUGACCAAAAACAAUUUGUUUUUGUCCAAAAUUUUGUCAGUAAAUUUUAUUUGAAAUAGUGAAAUUUUUGGCCCAGGAUUUUCCACAUAUUUUUGAAAGUUCUUUGCAAUAUAAGGGAAGGUAGCGAGAGGAAACAUGUCUAUAGUUGGGCCAAAAAAAAAUAUAUGUGGGUUUCCGGUUUCCCGACCCUACCUAGCUUUUGGACGUCGAAAUCCCGACCCUAAACUUUUUUAUUGGAUCAUGCUUGUAAGUGUUUCCACUUAGAGGAAAAAGUUUGUGGAAAAUUGAAAUUUGAGGCAAUAUUAGGGAAAUUUAUCUUUGGAUGUGGAAGCACUGACUAAACAAAAUGGCGUCCGGUUGUUAGGAAAAUUAAAAAAAAAGUUUAAAAAAAAAGAAGUUAAAACCGACCUACCCUGCCUAAGUUUUUAUAAAAAGAAAUCGGAAACCCACAAUUUUUUUUUUGACCUUGUCAUUCCUUUUUCAUUUCAACCCAGGUGUGUGUCAGAGCAUCAAAAAGCCUGUCACAGAGGAAUGGUUGUUGGAGGUGAUUCAAAAACACAGGUUUCGACCUCAUGGCGGGCAGUCUCACGGACAACAACAACAACAACAGCAAGCCACAAAAACAAGAUAAGAUUUUACACUUUUUAAUUAUUCUCUCUAGUCGAUUGGAGGAUUGGGAAGCAAUCACUCACACGAUAUAGACCCACUGAUCUCAAAAACGAAUACUGGAUAGAGCAACCGUCUGAAUUCAGAGAAUUAAUUUUGAAACUGAGUAAUUGAUUCUCAUUGGUCAUAGUUAAACUCGGUAGAUUCUGAUUGGCUGAUUUCAAAGGUGAACAAAGUUCUGACUUUGAAUAACGUAAACCAAUCACGUCACGCUCAGGAAUUGCAGUUAUUUUCAAGUCCUUGUUUAAUUGGAUAUCAUAUUAAUCUGCACUACAUUAGGGGUGGACCAUUAGAAAAGUGAUGGGGGGGGGGGAGCAAGAGCAAAAAUAAAAAUCGAGCAGGGGAAACAGAAAAAAAAAUUCGUGCACCAGAAAAGUUUGAAAAAAAAAAUUCGUGCAGAGACUAUUCAAUAGGGAAAAUUGACAGGGCCUAUCAGAGGUACAGUGUAAGGGUGUAGCAGAUAUUGGUGCAAAAAGCGUUUUAAUCAUGCUUUAAGAAGAAUUUGUCAAGGAAAUUGUGUUGUAAACCUCAAUUAAACUGAUGUUAGUCCGGAAAAUUUUUUUUGGAAAAAAAAUAAAAUUCGAACAAGGGAUUAUUAAAAAAAAAUAAUCGACACAAGCAAAAAAUUUUGAAAAAAUAAUCGUACACGUUGGAAAUGGACCCCCCCCCCAUCACUUUUCUAAUGGUCCGUCCCUUAGAAACAUUUUUGAAUCGAAAAUUUAGUAGUUUGAAGCAUACAGAGAAGUAAUAUUUACAAUGAACAUCGAGUGUUAAGAAAAAGUUUUUCGAUUUUGAAAAUCGAAGUCCAAAGUUCGUUGAUAUUUAAGUCCAGCCAAUCGGAAUCCAUUGAGUUUCGUCAUGACCAAUCAGAAUUAACUAUCCAGAUCUGGGUAGCGCGGCUGGGGGUCGACAAGCUAAGCACUGUUAGGCCAGAAUAAAUAUUCCACACAUUUCCUACCAUAAUAUAAACUAUGAACAGACAAUAAGAUAACCAGCUGUUCCCACCAAACAGGAGUUAAACUGUUUUAGAUCAGUGAAUAUAACCAAUCACCAAAAUACUAUAGAUAGAGUAUAGGCAUGUAUGAAUUGCUUUGCGCUAAAACAUUAGCUUUGUACAGAUUCUAUUGAACAUUAUAGCAUUAGCUUUUCUAGAGGGGGGAUAGUGUAACAUAGAGUGUAUUUAUUUCGAAGCGAAUACCGUGUAAAUAUAUCAUUACACAGUCAUGUCGUCAUGUCUGGUUGCUCAAAAUGUAAUUUGCAUUGGAAAUAAUUUUGAAAUUCCAUAGAAUGGAAAUUGUAUGGACCUUUAUUGGAAAUAGAAUGGAUUCUGGUUAUCCAUAAUAAUUGUAUAUUUCCAUACUAUGGAUUAUAUAGUAUCGAAAUAGUAUGGAUAUAUACUAUGGAUUUAAUGGUGCAAUUGCUAAGUAUGGAUUUCACAUUUUUUCUCCCAGUGUUGUCGAUCAUAAGGUCGUCAGGUUAUAGGUUUUACAGGCAUCGUAACAAAUGGAAAAUAAAAGUUUCAUCCCCUGGCCUAGUUUUGUUUUCAUUAUAAUAAAGCUUUUAUCAUGGCUUUAAUAAAUAUCGAAAAUGGCAUUUCAAAGUUCAAUUAGCUGAGUUUGAUUCAAGUAAGACUAUAUAAAGUUCACUCAAACGAUAUUUUAUGGCCAGGAAAAAAUUUGUGACACGAUUCGUCCCAGUUGGUCAGACUCACAUGAACAUCCCCCAAACCUAAUUUUCAUUGAAUAAUUAUUACUAGUCCUCUUUAAAACCAUGCUGUUGUCAAAGGGCAAAAAUAAAUUAAAUUCACACUAAGUUUUAAUUGAGUUUAAGCUAAAUAUUUGCAUGAAGCCGGCAAGCAGACAAAUAUAGGAAGGAAAAAUAUCAUAGAAUGAUGGAAUGGGAACCGAUUGAAAAACUUCCACGAAAUGACUAGUUUCCAAUAAAACAACUGCAGUGAUCUUUGGGGAAGAAACAAAGAAAAUUGGAAACAAAAUUCAUUUUUCACGCGUCAUCGCUUUCCUCAGAGAAGCCAUGCUUUCUUGGUAAAACUUUGUAUCGCUAAUGGUGUUCUUCCCCUUACUUGGCUGUUUCUUUGCGAAGUAUUUUUCCGAUGAAUUUGUACUGAUCAUCCAAACUAGCAUUUUAUUUAGCUGUUGAACGUGUAGAAUAUACGAUAUGUUGUGUCUUGUGUACACAAGCUGUAUUCGCAUCUGUUUUCGGCACUAGAACAUGUCAACAUACUUGUGGGUUCAAUUUUGAAAUAUUUAAAAUAGUACCUUAUUCCAUAUAACAGCUGGCGCAGUAUAGCCUUAUAUGUUAUAUAACCUCGACAAGCGAAGGCCCAGCAAAACUUGCAUGAAGCUAUAAUUCUUGAUCUUGCAACGUCCUCUCGAAAUCGUCAUGGGUAUAUACGGCAAAUAUACAAGGGCGGUGACGGUGUUUUCCUGUAUCCAAAUAUCGCUUGGUGUUUUGAUGUUCGGAUUGGGGAUUGCGUUCCGUGUUCUUGUAUGCAGCUGGGUAACGGAUGCGUCCUUUGGAUUCUGGGUUGGAGUUCUGGUAUACAGUUCAUAUUAUUAUAAUUAUCCUUAUAUUUAACCAGGAUAUCAUCGUAGUUUUUUUCAGUGGGGCCCGGCUGCAAUUAUACAUAGGCUGAUUUAGAAAACACGACGCGAUCUCUGAAGGACGUGCCUUCGAAAUAAAGUAAUUCUUUUAAAUAUGUUUGAUGCGAAACCAGGAGUAUUCAUAUUGAAAACUAUAGACGUUCAGUCUCUGGUUAUAAUUUUUUUUACAAGCUUUCGACUGUCAGUCUUCAGCGGGUAGAUUGAAGGCGAAAGCUUGUGAAAAAAAAAUACAACCAGAGAACGUCUAUAUUCGUCUCAGUAUAGUUUCCUUCAUGCAAAACAAAACGUUUGAAUAAUUUAUGGGCCCAGGGGGGGUAUGGCCUCAACAACGUUGUCAUUCUGAAUACAAUGCAAUGUUAAAUUAAACUAAGAUUUUCACGUCAUUGGAACAACGUGAAUAGGGAGUUUAAGCUUCACGUUUCCGGGAACGGCAAACGGCAGGUUCGAAUUUUCUUGGCAAAAUUUUCGUUGAACGUUUUCGUUUCAUAUUUUCUUUCUUGCGUCGAAAGAUAAUUAUGUGUUUCAAUUUUAAAACAGCAAGUUCAUUUGCUCUUUCUUGCCUGAUACCGUAAAAUUUUUCUUUGCCUGGCGUUUGACAUAUAACGCGAAGUUUAAACUCUCAAAUGCUUGUUGCGACGUUAGAAGAGUUACAUAAAAUCUGUCUCAUAUAGCAGACACCGGAUUGUUUUCCCAGAACUUAGCCGUUUGUAUAGGCCUAAGGUUAUUUUAAAAAGCUUCAGUUUAUUACAGUAAUCAAGUUCCUUAGCUCUCGGACUGAAAUUGAGACCGUUCUGAUCGUUGUGUUUUCUAAAUCUGUCUGAUGACAUCAGUACCUAACCUUCCGUUAAAAUUUUACCUGCUGUUUUAGUUUGUGUAUUUCUGCACGUCUGUUUAUUUCAAAACUUCGCGGAGAAGAAAACUCCUACUGAUCCAGAGAAGAUUUUUGAAGAAAUAUUUUGAAACGAGCUGUUAGGAAACGCGUUUGCCUUGAAUUUUAGGUUAUCCUAUAGGGUUAAGCUAUAAUCGGCUUUCGAACUACAACUCCUAUGCAGACGUUUAUGGCGUCAUAAUUCCAAACCAAAGUGUCUUGAUAUAUCCCCUGGCCCUGUAACAAUGAACCUAUUACCUAAUGAACAAAAUUUUCAUCUAGACAAGUCUAGACAAAAAUUUCAUCACAGCUUGAAAGAGCAUCACAAAAUUAGUAAUAUUCCCAAGUUUCGUUGCGAAAUGUUGUAAAAUGCAGACAAUAUAGCCAUGCGAAGUUCGCCGUUUUUCAGUUAUUUUGUAUUAUACGCCCGGGAAAUUGAUACCGCUUUCUGAAAAAAGACUUGUCUAGAUCAAAAUUUUGUUCAUUAGGUAAUAUUCGUGACUGCCAUCUCUCACCAAUUCUCAUUAUGGAAUGGCAGAAUGAUGCUUUUCCUAAUAUAUUGAUGUUUACGAAAAGGUCUAAAAUUGAUAUCAUUCUCGUCUGUUAUUUGCAGUCUAUAUAUAUUCGCGUACGUAUAAAUAUUGGCUCUGUUAUUUUCUUAGGUGUUCAUCGGAGGAAUCGUUGGGUAUUAUAGUGCAAAGACAAGCAACUACAGCUAUGUAAGUAAACUGAUCUUUGAACUUACUUUUUCUUGCUAAGCAGGUUACAGCCACGAGCUAGUUUCCAUAUGGGCCUGGCAAGUUUUCAUAUGGCAGGUUUUAUUUGUCAUUUGCACCUGCAUGUGACUGUGUACAUAUACAACAAAUUUUCUUUGACAAGCUUUUGGUUUUCUGACCGACACAAAAACACAUACAACAAUAUAAUCGCGCUGAUUGCUCGUCUGCAUGAAACCGCGGCUUUAUAAUUAUAGGAUGAAGAUUUGAGGUUGGGACGAAUUAUGAACUGAUAUAUUUCCCUGUUUUUUUUUUAGAUUGGGUACUAUCUAGGCUUUAAUUCGUUCAGCAUCGUGUUUGCAUUCCUUGUGAUAUUCUGUCAUUCCAUCGCCUCGGUCCACUUCAUUCAUCAGAUCGAUUCU